GCUGCAGGUGUUUUAAAAAGCGUCAGGUGAGCGCGCGGUAUCCAGUCGGGUCCUCCAGCGGUCUACGGGUCUCUCCUCUUCACCUCUUCACCUCACGGCGACAGUUUAGCGGCUAACAUGAUGAAAGUGGCCCUCUCCGUGCUCCUGCUCCUGGUGACCCUGUCCUCCACGCUGGGCAAGUACAUCCCCAAGUCGGGCAAGAGGAUCCCCCAGACCCUGUCCAGAGGAUGGGGUGACCAGCUGAUCUGGGCUCAGACGUAUGAAGAGGGUCUGUACUGGUCCAGAUCCAAGACCAAACCCCUGAUGGUCAUUUUUCACCUUGAGGACUGCCCACACAGCAAAGCUCUGAAGAAGAUUUUUUCUGAGGACAACGAGAUCCAGAAGAUGCUGGAUGAGGACUUCAUUGUGCUCAAUCUGGUGUAUGAAACCACAGACAAGCACCUCUCCCCUGACGGCCAGUACGUGCCCAGAAUCAUCUUUGUUGACCCCUCUAUGACGGUGAGAGCUGAUAUCAUUGGCCCCUACUCCAACCGUAUGUAUGCCUACGAGCCCGCCGACAUCAAAAUAUUAUUGGACAACAUGAAGAAGGCCAAGAAGCUCCUGAGGUCUGAGCUGUGAAGCCGUCUAGAACUUUGGAACGGUCCUUACAUUCAGACAGCACUCAGUUUACAGCAGAUACACAUUGUUGUAAAUCCCUCUUCAUUUUUGAAUUAGUGUAAACUGUAACAAUACAAAUGCCUUGAAUAAAUAUCCAAUGUCUUAUUUA
Periophthalmus magnuspinnatus is the source of this 766-nucleotide messenger RNA. RefSeq names its product anterior gradient 2 (gene agr2). The transcript is spliced from 8 exons. NCBI's taxonomy places the organism in Eukaryota, Metazoa, Chordata, Actinopteri, Gobiiformes, Gobiidae. The coding region runs from base 118 to 618 and encodes 166 amino acids. The record is from RefSeq and is a predicted model, not a curated record. Gene Ontology annotation, cellular component: endoplasmic reticulum.